AUGUACAGAGUGGUCCCCCAUUCCGCGUGGUCAACGCUCUGCACCCGCUGCUGGCGCAAGCAGCAGCAGCAGCUCCUGUUGCUGCUGCAGAAAAGACAUCUUGCGGCCGCCGCCGUCGAGUCCCCGAAGCUUGGAGCUGCUGCUGCUGCUGCCUUCAACCCCGCCCUGCAUUCCGCUCCGGGUGCGGGCUGGGAGGACAAGACCUUGAGGGACAUCUUCGACAACCCCUCCAUCUGGCGCGACUUCUCCGCCAAAUCCCACAACCCCACAGCCCAGCACACCGGCCUCUUCCAGAACAAAGACCUCACCUCCGCCGCCGGCUUCAAAGACUACGCCGACCGCACCCUCCAGAAGGCCAAGCGGCAAGUCGACAAGAUCCUCAAUGCCUACACGCCCGACGAGCUUGUCCGCGUCGUGCGGGACCUCGACCGUCUGAGCGAUCUGCUGUGCCGAGUCAUCGACAUGUCCGACUUUGUGCGGGCGACGCACCCAGACCGCAAGAUCGUCGUGGCGGCGCACGAAGCCUACACCGUCAUGUACGAGUACAUGAAUGUCCUCAACACCACCACGGGUCUCUACGACGCCCUGAAGCGGGCGCUGGACAACCCAGAGGUUGUGGCAAAGUUCUCGGACGAGGAGCGGGCGGUUGCGACGAUCCUGUACAAGGACUUUGAGAAGAGUGGCAUCAAUCUUCCGGCCGGGGCCAGGCGGAAGUUCGUCGAGCUGUCCAACGAGAUUGCGGAGCUGGGCCCGCAGUUUAUCAAUGAGAUGGCGCCGGAGACGCAUUUUCUGACGUUUGACUCGGCGCGGUUGAGGGGGAUGGAUCCUAUGGUUGUGAGGGAGCUCACGAAGCGGGGGAAGGUGACGAUUCCUACGAUUGGGAUGGCGGCGAACCAUGCCAUACGAUCAGUAGAGGAUGAAGAGGUGAGGAAGGAGAUAUAUAUAGCUGGCCAUACGAGUAGCGCCCGGCAGAUAGGUGUUUUGGAGGAGCUAUUAAAGCGAAGAGCAGAACUUGCGGUCUUAGUAGGGCGUGAGACCUAUGCAGAGGUCGCAUUGACAGACAAGAUGGCGUCCUCUCCAGAAGCCGUAACCAAAUUCCUCAACGCCCUCGCAGACGCCAACCGCCCCGCCGCCCAGUCAGAACUCGACGGUCUGGCACUCCUUAAAAAACAGUCCGGCCAAUCAUUACCCCUCCAACCCUGGGACAAAGACCUCUACACCGCCCGAAUGAUGCACGCCAUCCGCUCCCGCCGCCGCGGCUCCGACAUCCUCUCAUCCUACUUCUCCCUCGGCACCGUCAUGCAGGGCCUCUCCCGCCUCUUCAACCGCCUCUACGGCGUCCGCCUCGUCCCGCGCGAGACCCUCCCAGGCGAAACCUGGAACGACGACGUCCGCCGCCUCGACGUGAUCGAUGAGACCGACGGCCACAUCGCCGUCGUCUACUGCGACCUCUUUGAGCGCGCCGGCAAGAACCCCAACCCCGCGCAUUUCACCCUGCGCUGCUCGCGCCAGAUCAGCGACGAGGAGUACCUCGCCGAGGCGCUCGAGGGCGCGCGCGAAGACGACGGCAUGGCCUCCGUCCGCCGUCCCGACGGCACCCUCUACCAGCUCCCCACCAUCGCGCUCAUCUGCGACUUUGCGCGCGGGAACCCGGCGCUCCUCAACUUCCGCGAGGUGCAGACGCUCUUCCACGAGAUGGGCCACGCCCUGCACUCCAUGCUCGGCCGCACGGCGCUGCACAACGUCGCGGGCACGCGCUGCGCAACGGACUGGGCCGAGCUGCCAAGCGUGCUCAUGGAGCACUUUGCACGGGCCCCCGAGGUGCUGGGCUUGUUUGCAAGACACCACCAGACGGACGAGCCGCUGCCGAUGCAGCUGGUUGCGGAGCGGUUGCAGCAGGAGGAGCUGAUGCAGGCGAUGGAGACGCGCACGCAGAUAUUGCUCUCGCUGCUGGACCAGCGGUAUCAUUCGGGGCUGCCGCUGCAGCGCGGGUUCGACUCCACGGCCGUGUACCACGAGGUUGAGGGGCGGUACGGGCUGCUGCCAGCGGCGCGGGGGACGUCGUGGCAGGGGUUCUUCGGGCACCUGUUUGGGUAUGGGGCGACGUAUUAUGCGUAUCUGUUUGACCGGGCGAUUGCGGCCAAGAUAUGGAAGGACGUGUUUGAGCAGGACCCGCUACGGAGGGACUCGGGCGAGCGGUAUAAGGAGGAGGUGCUGAGGUGGGGGGGCGCGAGGAGCGGGUGGAGGAGUUUGGCGGGGGUGCUGGGGAAGGCGGAGUUGGAGGAGGGGGGGAGAGGGCGAUGGUGGAGGUGGGGGAGUGGGGGAGGGAGCUGA
Molecule: messenger RNA, 2334 nt
Organism: Morchella importuna
Lineage: Eukaryota; Fungi; Ascomycota; Pezizomycetes; Pezizales; Morchellaceae
Exons: 3
Coding region: 1-2334 (777 amino acids)
Biological process (GO): peptide metabolic process
Cellular component (GO): mitochondrion
Molecular function (GO): metalloendopeptidase activity
Source: RefSeq, a predicted model, not a curated record